UACCAAAACAUUCUUCAAAUGAUAGUGACAAUAAUCAUGAGAAAGCAAUACUUAUAGGAAUUGCUGCAGCAGCAGGACUAUUACUUCUUGUUAUGCUAGUUUUCGUAAUAUCUUGCUGUAAAAGGAAAAGAAGAAAGCCACGUGAUCAAAUGGGCUUCUACAGGGACAAUUCUUAUAGAGCCAAGGGUGGUGACUAUUAUAACAAUGAACAACAUGGGAAUUGGAACAACAACAAUGUCCAAUCUUCAGAACAUGUUGUUAAAAUACCCCCUCCAACCAAUAGUGCCGGAGUAAGCUCAGAAUAUAGUUGGCCAAUACCACCACCACCACCGCCACCAAUGAGCAAUACGAGCUCUGCUGAUUUCUCUGGCACACAACAACAACAACAACAACGAAAACCUCUGAAUUUUCUACCUCCAAGCCCAAUAAAUAUAUCAUUUGGUUUUACCCAAAGCAAUUUAUCUUAUGAUGAUUUAGUAACUGCAACUGGCGGGUUUUCUAAGGCUAAUCUACUUGGACAAGGUGGUUUUGGAUUUGUACAUAAAGGGGUUUUGCCUAAUGGUAAAGAGAUAGCUGUAAAAAGUUUAAAAUCUAAUAGUGGACAAGGAGAAAGAGAAUUUCAAGCUGAGGUUGAAAUUAUAAGUCGUGUACAUCAUCGAUAUCUUGUGUCUUUAGUUGGUUAUUGCAUUGCUGGAUCUCAAAGGAUGUUAGUCUAUGAGUUUGUUCCUAACAACACUCUUGAAUAUCACCUUCAUGGACCUGGUAACGCAGUAAUGGAUUUCCCUACGAGAAUUAAAAUUGCAAUAGGAGCAGCCAAAGGGUUUGCUUAUCUUCAUGAAGAUUGCGACCCUCGCAUUAUACACAGAGACAUUAAAGGUGCAAAUAUCCUACUUGACAACAACUUUGAAGCCAAGGUGGCUGAUUUUGGGUUAGCUAAGCUUUCAGCCGAUAACUUUACUCAUGUGUCUACCCGUAUCAUGGGAACUUUUGGGUACCUCGCACCAGAAUAUGCUUCGACUGGAAAGUUGACAGAAAAAUCUGAUGUAUAUUCUUAUGGUAUUAUGCUAUUGGAACUUAUAACUGGACGUCGACCUAUAGAUGUCAACAGUGACGGUGACAAUUUAGUUGAUUGGGCUAGGCCAAUUCUUAGUCGUGCAACAGAGGGUGGAAAUUAUGAUGAAUUAAUAGAUCUACGCUUGGAAGGAAAAUUUGAUGCUCAGCAAAUGCUAUGCAUGGUUACUUGUGCUGCUGCAUCAAUCAGACAUUCUGCUAGAAGACGUCCAAAAAUUAGUCAAAUUGUACGUACUUUGGAAGGUGAUGUUUCUUUAUUGGAUGAUUUAAAUAAAGGAUCAACACCAGGUCAUAGUGGAAUACCUGGAUCAGGAGAAAGUUCUGAAUGUGAUGGACGUUCAUAUGACAUAAAAAAAUUCAAGAAAUCUGAAAUAUCAAGUGAAGAAUUCACAAGGAGUCAACAUGGAUCGACUGGUGAGUUUGUCCAUUCCAGAGGUGAAGCAUAACUAAGAACAUGCAGCCCUUGAGCACAGCAUUUGUGAAUGUAGAUGAGUAGAGUUAAAAUUAUAGCCGUCCGACCUGAGGAAAGUGCGGUCAGAUUGGGAAUCCCCAGUGUCUUGGUCUUUACCUUCGCUUCGAGGGCGAAGAAGGAAGGAAGCAAAGCAAGGCUUUCUGAGCUAAUUGCAGUACAUUGUUUUUUAUUUAUAAAAUAUAAAGUGUAGAUAUAACACAUACCUUCAUUCUAGACUCGAAGGAUGCUUUAGGUACUGAAAAAUAGUUUUUUGUAUAUAUACUUCCACGGUUCCACCAUAAAACAUACAUUAGACUGAUGGUGGUAAAUGUAUAUAGCUGCUCGUCAAAAGCAGCGUGACAUAGUAAUUUUAUAGGUUAGUUUGUUGAUAAGUUGAGUCAUUUUAUUUUGUUUUGGAAUUUAAGACAACAAUAGUGCGCAUUAUCAAUAUGUUAUGUUUCUUAAUUGAAGUUAUAUAACGUACCCAUUUGUCAA
This is a messenger RNA of Nicotiana tabacum (common tobacco), 2017 nucleotides long. Its product is annotated as proline-rich receptor-like protein kinase PERK15. Gene Ontology annotation, biological process: protein phosphorylation. Lineage: Eukaryota; Viridiplantae; Streptophyta; Magnoliopsida; Solanales; Solanaceae. Gene Ontology annotation, molecular function: ATP binding; protein kinase activity. The record is from RefSeq and is a predicted model, not a curated record.